AUGAAGCAUGGAAAAAUCGUCUCAAAGCUGCUGCUAAGUGACCCGUCAAUUGAAAAAUUGCCAGCAAAAAACCAAUACGACACCACAGUCAGGUCACUAUUCAUAUGCAAGCGAGGAUUCCCCAAAAAAGAAUACAUUAGGUGUAAGCUCAUCAGAGGACAGAAAAGGAUCAUGAGGCAGCUGAAGCAAGGCAAAAUUCCUGAAAAGACUUUAAAUAGGUUCGACUCUUCCAAACAAAUUUGUAGAGAUUUGUGAAGCAAGCUCGAGCAGUGUAUGAGGGAAGCUAUUUCUGAAAUUGAAGAAAGGAUAAGGACAGAGGCUGGCCCGUUGACUGAUGGUAAAUGUAAGAGAAAAACAAAAAGCGAUGACGAUUGUAAGUCUUUCAAUGGGAAAUUUUGUAAGUGGUACUUCAGCCACCCUGUGAUACGAAAACUGUACUUCUAUUAUAUAGAGCUAUUGUUUUCAGAAUUUCAGCCUGAAAUAUUGAAUGAUAAAUUUGAUUUUAAGUGCUGUGAGGAAGAGCAGCAUCAAUUUUUAUGCUACCAGAAAUGAAUGCUGAUGAAAAAGUACAUUGAUACCUUCCUUAUUGAAGAUUUAGGCCUUGAACCUUGGGCUCCAGAAAAUUUCCAAAUUCCAAACCUCCCAAAUAUUUUACUUCCCUACCUUAAAAACAAUAUUAGUUUUUUUAUUUAAAAUAGACGCAUUGUUAAUGAGAGGCUUUAUUUGAGAAAUGCAUUUUUAUAUAAAUAGCUUUGACCUAAUAUAAUAAUAGGGAGUGCAAGUACAAUGUUAUUCAAUAAUUUGGAGCAUUGAUUUAAUAAUUUUUUAAUUAAUCUUCAUAAAAACAAAUAAUUAAAAAAUAUUGCAUUUAUUUAUUUUUUUUUAAAAAAGAGCCAGGAAAUAAUUUUUUUUUAAUUAAAAGGGAAAGUUAGAAGAGAAUUUGUUUGAGUCAAUUUCAAAAUCUAUUGAACUACCAGAUAAAAAUGAUGGGCUUGAGGACUUAAAUUCUUUUGAGAAGUACAGUGAGCAGGAAACGUCCGAAAAUGAGCAAGAGCUGCAAGCACGCCAGGAGUCUGCGUUUAAACUUUUCAAGCAGUCAUAG
Messenger RNA from Blepharisma stoltei, 1102 nucleotides. Lineage: Eukaryota; Ciliophora; Heterotrichea; Heterotrichida; Blepharismidae. The record is from the annotation of a GenBank genome assembly.